ACUCCAGCCCACAGACGAGCCAUGCUGCCCAAGGAUCCCGAUGUGCUCGAAAAUCCAGUGGAGAUGGAUAUCAUGCAGCAAAAGGCUCAAAUCGAUACAUCUCGUUGGUGGCAUCGCUUCUCCAUUACGCUCAGGAUCUCGCUACCUCUCUUCCUGUCCAGGCUGUUCACAUCUGAUACGGGCGCGGUCGCAGACGUCGUCAAGAACGCCGCGAACGCUGUCGCGUUUCCGGAUCUGUACGAGGCCUCGAUCGCUGAGCUGCAAGACGGGCUCGAGAAGGGGUUGUUCACAAGUGAAGAUCUUGUCAAGGCUUAUUUUACAAGGAUCGAGGAAGUGAACCUGCAAGGUCCUGCUCUCCGUGCGGUCAUCGAGACCAACCCAAGUGCGCUUGCACAAGCGAGGGAACUGGAUCUUGAGAGAAAGGCCAAGGGUCCUCGCGGGGCUCUUCAUGGCAUCCCGAUUCUGUUGAAGGACAACAUCGCUACAUUGCAUUCAGAUGGCAUGAACACUACCGCAGGGUCACUCGCACUCCUUGGCUCGGUCGUGCCCCGAGACGCGGGGGUCGCGGCCCGACUUCGCGCAGCAGGCGCAAUUCUCCUCGGAAAGGCCAGCCUCAGCGAGUGGGCGAACUAUCGCGGGCACGUCCCAAACGGCUUCUCUGGACGUGGCGGGCAGGCGUCGAGUCCCUACGUUCCCCUCGGGGACCCGUCUGGCUCUAGCUCUGGCAGCGCGAUCGGCGCAGCGAUCGGUUUGUGUGCCGCGGCUCUUGGCACCGAGACCGAUGGCUCGAUUAUAUCUCCGAGUGAGAUCAACAACGUUGUGGGGGUCAAGCCGACUGUGGGCCUCACUUCGCGCGCGGGCGUAAUUCCCAUAUCCGAGCACCAGGACACCGUCGGGCCCAUGGCGCGCUCGGUCGCAGACGCCGCAACGGUCCUGUCAGUCAUCGCCGGCCGCGAUCCGCACGACAACUUCACGCUCGCCCAACCACCGGUUGUGCCCGACUACACCAAGGCGCUCGACAAGAAUGCGCUCAAGGGUGCACGCAUCGGCGUCGUGCGGCAGUUUGUCGACGGGAAUGAGAACGUUCUGGCGGCGCUGGACGCGUCCGUCGAGCUCAUGACCCGGAUGGGCGCAACUAUGGUCGACCCUGCCGACUUCUCAAACUAUGCUAUAGACGAGGCAAAGGAGAACGAGAUGAUCGUGCUUGAUACGGAAUUCAAGGUGGGGGUUGAACGAUAUAUUUCAGAACUUGUACACGUCCCAACCGGUGUGAAGACUCUGGCGGAUCUCAUCGCAUUCAACACCGCUCAUGCGAAUGAGGAGCUCGCUCCACCGUUCUGGACGGACCAAUCUAGGUUCAUUGGGUCCGGGAACACCACCGUAGACCAGGCUUACUUAGAUGCUCUAGCAGCCUGUAAAGACGUAGGCCAGACCCGUGGUAUCGACGCAACACUAAAGAUGCUCGACCUCGACGCCUUGAUCCUGCCCACAAAGGGCGCUGCUCGUCCGGCUGCCAUCGCAGGCUAUCCAAUAAUCACUGUCCCUCUUGGCUUCGAGCCGCCCGAUACGCCACUAGCACCGGCGGAUCCUGUUCGCUAUACUGGGCCGAACAAGCCGUUUGGACUCUCUUUCAUGGGCACCGCCUUCAGCGAGUUCAAGCUGAUCUCGUUCGCUUUCGCGUACGAGCAGGCCACCAGCACCCGGCUGAAGCAGCUUGCGUUCCCGGAGGCGAUUCCGAAGACCCAGCUUGCAGACAUUGUGGGGGAGUAGAUGUCCGCUGGGCGCUCAGUUUGGAAGAGUUUCAUUGUUGUCCCCGUAUCCGCACGUCAUACACCCGCUCCCGGUGCCUUAGAAUAUAGCGCUCUCGGGCGCCUGUAUCGAUGUCUCUGUUUCU
Messenger RNA from Phanerochaete carnosa HHB-10118-sp, 1894 nucleotides. RefSeq lists its product as uncharacterized. The record is from RefSeq and is a predicted model, not a curated record. The transcript has 8 exons. Bases 22 to 1770 code for a protein of 582 amino acids. NCBI's taxonomy places the organism in Eukaryota, Fungi, Basidiomycota, Agaricomycetes, Polyporales, Phanerochaetaceae.